AUGCUUGAUGCUAUUAUAUGUAAACGUUGUGGUAUGGCUUAUUUUCCCCAUUCAGCUGAAGAUAAAGCAGCUCAUGCAAAAUAUCAUAAUUAUACAACCUCUGCUAUACGUUUACGUAAUCUUAAACAUCAACAUAUAUUACAACAAUUUCUUGAUGGAAGUAUUUAUAUGAUUGGUUGUACAUCACCAUCGACUGAACAAAAAAAAGCUGAACAUGUUAGAGAAUUAAUUGAUAAUGAAUUAGGAAUUACAACACCAUUUAAUUGUUUAUGGAGUGAAACAAAAGCAUAUUUUUAUAUUGAAGAUUGUACUGAUAUUGUUCUUGGUUAUUGUCUUGCACAUAUUGUUCAUCGAGUUCAUAUACUUGAUUUAAAUGAUGAAUCAAAUAUUGAUAAACAAACUGAAAUGAAUAAAAUGCUUUGUGGUAUAGCUCGUAUAUGGAUACAUCCUGAUCAUCGUCGAACUCGUAUUGCAACAAAAUUACUUGAUUGUGUUCGAACAAAUUUUUUCUUUGGUAUUGUUAUUAAACGUGUUGAUUUGGCUUUUUCGGCACCGACCGAUGAUGGACGUCAGUUUUUCAAGAAAUAUACACGAUCAAAUCGUUUAUUUAUCUAUUGA
Molecule: messenger RNA, 618 nt
Organism: Rotaria sordida
Lineage: Eukaryota; Metazoa; Rotifera; Eurotatoria; Philodinida; Philodinidae
Source: the annotation of a GenBank genome assembly